ACAGUUUGCAACAGAUCUUGUCUUGUUACCAAAGAAAACUCCAUUCUCUUUGAUCAUCAACUAAUGUCAGGGAUGGAACGGUUACAGCGGAUGUUCGCCGGGGCCGGCGGCGCGUUAGGCCACCCGCCACCGGACUCUCCGACUCUCGACACCUCUGAGCAAGUCUACAUCUCUUCUCUAGCCCUUCUCAAGAUGCUUAAACAUGGCAGAGCUGGAGUGCCUAUGGAAGUUAUGGGAUUGAUGCUUGGGGAAUUUGUUGAUGAGUAUACGGUUCGGGUGGUCGAUGUUUUCGCUAUGCCGCAGAGUGGUACUGGUGUUAGUGUUGAGGCUGUGGAUCAUGUUUUUCAGACUAAUAUGCUUGAUAUGCUUAAACAAACUGGAAGACCAGAGAUGGUGGUUGGCUGGUACCAUUCUCAUCCUGGAUUCGGUUGUUGGUUAUCCGGAGUUGACAUCAACACGCAACAGAGUUUUGAAGCUCUGAAUCAAAGAGCGGUUGCAGUGGUGGUGGAUCCGAUCCAGAGUGUCAAAGGGAAGGUCGUGAUAGACGCCUUCCGUCUUAUUAACCCUCAAACCAUGAUGCUCGGCCAAGAACCACGACAAACAACUUCCAAUCUUGGUCAUCUCAAUAAACCGUCAAUUCAAGCACUGAUCCAUGGGCUAAACAGACACUACUAUUCAAUAGCUAUUAAUUACAGGAAGAACGAACUUGAAGAGAAGAUGCUAUUGAAUCUCCACAAGAAGAAGUGGACUGAUGGAUUGAAACUUGAACGGUUUGAUGCCCAUUCAAAAACCAAUGAGCAGACUGUCCAGGAGAUGCUGACUCUAGCCAUCAAAUAUAACAAAGCGGUUCAGGAAGAGGACAAACUAUCUUCAGAGAAGUUAGCUAUUGCGAAUGUGGGACGGCAGGAUGCGAAGAAACAUCUUGAAGAGCAUGUCUCGAAUCUCAUGUCAUCCAACAUCAUUCAGACGCUUGGUACAAUGCUCGACACCGUCUCGUUCUAGAAUCUAGUCUGUGUUUUCUGUUUUGGCAGUUGGUACAUUGAUUAACCAAUUUCUUGUAAACGAUUCGAGGGAAAAGAAACAACUUUUACAGUUUUUUCUUAACCAACUAUUGUUUUCAUUAUCUUGAUGUUUGGUGCA
Messenger RNA from Helianthus annuus (common sunflower), 1140 nucleotides. Its product is annotated as 26S proteasome non-ATPase regulatory subunit 14 homolog. NCBI's taxonomy places the organism in Eukaryota, Viridiplantae, Streptophyta, Magnoliopsida, Asterales, Asteraceae. Gene Ontology annotation, biological process: protein deubiquitination; proteasome-mediated ubiquitin-dependent protein catabolic process. The coding region runs from base 64 to 1002 and encodes 312 amino acids. Gene Ontology annotation, cellular component: proteasome regulatory particle, lid subcomplex. The record is from RefSeq and is a predicted model, not a curated record. Gene Ontology annotation, molecular function: proteasome binding; protein binding; metallopeptidase activity. The transcript has 6 exons.